Messenger RNA from Colletes gigas, 1090 nucleotides. RefSeq names its product transforming growth factor beta regulator 1. Gene Ontology annotation, cellular component: nucleus. Gene Ontology annotation, biological process: regulation of cell cycle. The coding region runs from base 74 to 1090 and encodes 338 amino acids. Lineage: Eukaryota; Metazoa; Arthropoda; Insecta; Hymenoptera; Colletidae. The transcript has 5 exons. The record is from RefSeq and is a predicted model, not a curated record.
UCAAAAAUAAUCACAAAUAUUGUACGAUCAUAACCUCCACCAAACACUUUUUGUUGAAUAUAAUGUAUUUGAAAUGACGCAAGCUUACAACUAUUACAAUGAGUAUCAGAAAAACGCAGAAUUACAACAAAAUCUGAAAUACAAACAAAAAUAUCGAAGACUAAAAAGGAUCGUAAAGGAUACGGUUUUUGAAAAUGCAGCACUAUGUGAUCAAGUUGCACAAAUGCAGGAAAAUCUUGUGCUUGUGAAAGAAGAGAGACUAUUCCUUUUACGUAAAUUAUGUCAACAACAAGGUGAUAUAGAUCCUUCCACUGUGACAGCUAGAUCUCAGUCAAAUAGUAUUAAUUCUAUUGCAUUUAACUCAGAAUGUUCUACACCUAAGAAAACUGCAAAGAAAAGAGUCUCAACUGAUGGUACAGAAACAAAAAGUAAAACUAAACGUUAUAAUAAGACAACACGGAAAGUAGUUCAGUUGAUACCAUUGGACGUGCAUGGAAGACCAAUAUUUCCUAUUGCUUUGGGUGACAUGACUGUGUACUCUCUUGGAGAAGUAGUAUCUGAUAGAAUAGCAUAUCACACAGAAGAUCUCAUUUAUCCAGUAGGUUAUUGCAGUACAAGAGUAUAUGCUAACUUGAGAGAUGUGAAAACAAAAAGUUUAUAUACUUGUAAAAUACUAGAUGGUGGACAGAAACCAAGAUUUGAAAUAGUAUCUGAUAAUGACCUUGAUCAACCAUUGGUUGGAUCUAGCCCUGACGAGUGUCAUUCAAAAUUGUUAGUGGCAAUUUCUCCUGUAUUGCGUUCAAUAACACCAAAGGGGGCUGACUUUUUUGGGAUUUCACAGCCUACUAUACAAAAUCUUAUACAAAGUACACCUGGAACACGCAAACUUGCCAUAUACAAACAACAACGAUUUGAAGUAAGUAAGAAUCAAACAAUGGAAAGAGGUACAAGUCCAAUAACGGAAGAAGAAACAGAUCCAGGACUUGGAUUUGCUGCUCUGCAUAGGCAUUAUGCUUUAACAAAUUCUUAUAGAAUUAAAGAAGAACCUACUGAUCGUGAUAUUUUAGCACUUCAAGAACUUCUUGCGUGA